This is a messenger RNA of Styela clava, 1885 nucleotides long. RefSeq lists its product as uncharacterized. The record is from RefSeq and is a predicted model, not a curated record. NCBI's taxonomy places the organism in Eukaryota, Metazoa, Chordata, Ascidiacea, Stolidobranchia, Styelidae. Gene Ontology annotation, molecular function: nucleic acid binding; zinc ion binding.
UUCAAAGCAGCUCCGUAAUGGCGUUGCAAGAGCGCUUCGUUGUCUGAUUAAGAUCGAGACGGUAGUGGAGUAUUUGGUUGUAUUAAGAUAGAUAAACAUUGUUCGUCAUAGGUGGUAAACGGAUUUAUCUUUGGAUUGGAAAAUUGGAUUUAUACUCUGGAUAUAACAACUAAAAAAGGAAUGGAUUACUCAUCAGCGGUCUCUAACCGAAACAUGCAACAGGGAAAACGACCUCGAUCGUUGGUCGCUGAGGUAAGCGCAGACCUAGAUGUUAAAAAAUUUCUAAACAUUUUGUCAAGCUCGGAAUCCACAAAAAAGUAUGUAGAACAUUUGACAGCCUUGUAUGAGUCACGUCCUCGCCUAUGGCUACUAUCAUUCAGGCAACUAGAUCCAGGAAAUGAAAACAUUUCGAAACGAGACGACUUCCUAAGGGAAAAUGUAAACAUUUUAACAUCGCAAAAUGUAAACAUUCGCUUUCUACCGCCGACGAAACCGCCGACGCGAGUAAGCUUAAAAGACGUUCCCGAUGAAGCGAAAAAGCAAUUAGUCUGGGACACACUAAUUAAAACCGGCUGUGGCAAAGUGCGACACAUAAACAAACAAUUCCAUCGGGGUACGACGCUAUACAACGGCUACGUCGCUGCGUGGAUAGACGAUUUCGACCGUACUAAAUUUCCGCCAUUCAUAAACAUCAACGGAUAUAGAUGCAAGACAUACUUGCCCUCGGAAUUGUACAACCCCACUUGUAUUAAUUGCCUCGAACAGGGCCAUAGUGCAAGAAAUUGCACCGCGACCAGAAAAUGCCGACAAUGCCAUCAAGAAGGGCAUAUCAAAGCAGAAUGUCCCUUAAAGAAUAAAUCUGACCAGGAGACCAUUCAAUCGUGGCUAAAAAAUACCACCGUCACAAAAAUCGAAAAACAAAACAAAACAAACAAAACCGAAACAUCAAUCGCAGUUCCCCAAACCUCACAAAACGUCUCUCUAGACGAAGCCUCAUCAAAAAGCAAUGACACAGCAGUAAUCAUCGACGUAGAGAGCAAAGAGACGAAAGAUUGGUCUCUAAGUCCUGACAUUAACAAAGACCCGCCUUCGACUCCACCUCCCAUUGUGUCGCGGAAACCCAGGUUGAAAGACACUUCAACAAUUGGAAACACUCCUUUCCGUAUAGGGAAUCUUGGAGGCUCGUGUUUUAAUAAAAAUCCGCCCGUCUAUGAAUUAAAUUCAUACUCUUCAGUCUUUUCUGACCUUCCACAGAUUUCAUCAGCGCCAGCAUGCCUCGAAGCAGAGGACCUAGCCCUCUCUUCAUCAGACUCUGACGAGUCGGACAAGCCGACCAUAACCCGAUCGCCAAAUCGUAAAAAAAGGGGGAGAAACAAAACAGGAUCCUCCUCGACCUCCUCCGCGGCCCCACCAACGACCAAAAAAGAAAAGUAACUGACAACGAAACUUCCUAACAUUUAUAUCCCCUUAACUCAAUCCAAACUACAAAAACUCAUCCCCACCUCAUGAAAUUAGUAUCUCUAAAUGUAAAUGGUAUCAUGGUUCAUCUAGACGAAAUAGCACUCACCAUUAAGGCGCAUGACCCCGACAUCAUGCUCAUUCAGGAAGCCCACAAAAUAGACUCUGACAAGAUCGCAAAAUGGGCAUCCAAACUAGGAUAUUGGGCCUACUUGAAUGCGCCAGAUAAACUCAAAACCCAUCUCAAACACUUUUACGCAGGCACGGCUAUAUUGCUGUCUAAAAAUUUUGAAAGUAACACCAUCACUUACAAUGUAAUUGUUAGAUACCGCGCCUGCUCAGUAGAUCUGCAACACCAAGGAAAAAGCAUAAAAAUUAUAAAUAUAUAUGGUCCCCCAUCCCACUACAGAGCCCAAACAGACUUUUA